AUGACCUCCAAGAUGGAGCGUCUGCCUCAAGAACUUGUUGAUUUGAUUUAUCUGUACAUAUCCCCUACAGAUCGCUGUACAUUGCGACUUGUAUCGAAGCAGCUCUACUUCCUGACUUUGACGAACUUUGGCAACACUGUCUUCUCUAAACGUGUGACGACGCUGGGCGUCGCGUCUCUAAGUCAACUGCUGCAAGCGUCUGGACAUCCCCAAUUCUCUGGUUGUGUGAAUUUGCUCGACGUCAAGCUAUUGAACUACGAAGAUUAUGGUAAUCUCCAAAAGAUUGAUCGUGUGGGCAUAUAUCCGCCACCGAAGCGGCUUCCGAAAGUACCACAGGUCAAAACAGGAGAUAUUAGGCGGGAGAGCAAGCUCCUCGAAUACAUGCGUACUCAUCAAGACCCCACGGCUGUCAUUCAUCCACUUGCGCGUGCCUUGAAACGGCUCCGAAAUCUAAAAACUAUCCGCUUGAGAGUGAACGGUCUCACCCUAUAUGGCAAUCUCCAUAUCCUCGCCGAAGACGACGUCUACCAAUCUUUUAUGUCGGCAUGUUUCAGAGCUGUUCUGGAAGCAAUUGUCCGAUCCGGCGUCAAAUUACAAGAGUUUACGCUGAUCAAGGGUAACUCAGUCCGCCCUAUGAGCAAGUCUGCGAACUUGGACUAUCGAGCAUUCACCUUUUCCUUUCCCUUAUUUCAAUCGCUGGGGCAUGCCUUCUCCUGUUUGAAGUCAUUGCGUUUGUCGAUUCGUACCGAUCCUAAAACCAAUUCUCGAUCACAAGGCUGGGAGACCGGCGUAACGAAUUUCAUCACCACUGCUCCGGCGUUGGAAACCCUUACACUUUGCAUGGAUCCAAUAGACUGUAAGCCUCAAUUCAGAGCUACCAUGAUGCGUUCCAUAUUCAGUACCGUCGAACUACCGAUGCUUAAUUCUCUUCAGCUGUAUGGAUGUGCUGUGGACGAGCUGGACCUCGUCGCUAUGAUAAAGACGCACGCCUCAAGCUUGCGACGCCUCCUGAUAAGCGACACCGAACUGCGCCCAGGAACAUGGAGAUCAAUCUUGAAUUUGUUGAAGAACGAAUUGGAUCUUGAAUAUUUGCGUCUCCAGUAUCUGCAGCAGAUUCCCCAAUCUAUCCGGUGGUUUGCAGAAGAGACGAAGCACACGGGCAAAUUGAUCAUAGACGCUGGGAAGAGUGGAGACAAGAGUUGGAUGAAUGAAAAGUUGUCGCAGGCGAUUUCUUCGCUUACUGCCGCCAUUCAAACGCAGGAGAUUUCGGACAUUUGA
Molecule: messenger RNA, 1278 nt
Organism: Didymosphaeria variabile
Lineage: Eukaryota; Fungi; Ascomycota; Dothideomycetes; Pleosporales; Didymosphaeriaceae
Exons: 1
Coding region: 1-1278 (425 amino acids)
Molecular function (GO): protein binding
Source: RefSeq, a predicted model, not a curated record